UCCACACAAGACGCCAACCAAAGACAUUUAUGAACAUUCUAUGCAAGAGACACACCUCGGUAUUAUGCUCGGCAGUCAUACCAAACACUAUUAAAUUGGAGCUUGAAUUUCACUGUUUUAACACUGAAUCCAUGCGCCUGUGAUAGCAGCAGCUAGAGCAAACACAAGCAUCCAUGGCUUCUUCUCAUCUUCUUUGCAAUACUUUUCAUUUCCAACCAUCUUGCAAUCUAUCAAGUAAAAGCAAUAUCUCUUCGUUUAAGCCCCGUGGGCCUUUUUCUUUUUGCCAACAACUUCAAUUUCCAAAGACCCCAGUUGUUAAAGCCACAGGAAAGAAAGUAGAGCUAGUGUAUGAUCCUGAUGGAAGGAUAAACAACUUGGCUGAUGAGGUGGAUAAACAGGCUCCUCUCUCAAGGCUCACCCUUUUCUCACCUUGCAAGGUUAAUGUUUUCUUGAGAAUAACCAGUAAGAGAGAAGAUGGGUAUCAUGAUUUGGCUUCUCUAUUUCAUGUGAUUAGUCUAGGAGAUGUGAUCAAAUUCUCUCUGUCGCCAUCAAAAGGUAUUGAUCGAUUAUCAACCAAUGUGUCUGGUGUGCCCCUUACUGAAGAUAAUUUGAUCAUUAAAGCCCUUAAUCUUUACAGGAAAAAGACCGGCACUGACAACUUCUUUUGGAUUCAUUUAGACAAAAAAGUGCCCACUGGGGCAGGGCUUGGUGGUGGGAGCAGCAAUGCUGCAACUGCCCUGUGGGCCGCAAAUCAAUUUUGUGGCUGUCUUGCUACUGAGAAGGAGCUCCAAGAAUGGUCAAGUGAGAUUGGUUCAGAUAUCCCCUUCUUUUUUUCUCAUGGAGCAGCCUACUGUACUGGUCGUGGUGAGAUUGUUCAAGAUAUUCCUUCACUAGUACCUUUGGAUAAGCCAAUGGUUCUCAUAAAGCCCCCACAGGCAUGUUCAACUGCAGAAGUUUACAAGUGCUUUCAAUUGGAUAAAACCAGUCAAGCCGAUCCUUUAACAUUGCUAGAGAAGAUCUCAAGGAAUGGAAUAUCUCAAGAUGUUUGUAUCAAUGAUUUAGGUAUGAGUCUACAGAGAUACAUGAGCUUGCUUUCUUUUCCUCCUUUUCAAAAUACCUUUUUUGUCUUCUGUUCUUUCUACGGUUUCCUGCUUUCCGAUUAGUUAAUCCUGCGUGAAAAGCUAUGGUUGUUUUUGAUUUCUGGAUAACCAAUUUGGUUUUUGUUCUUAGCCCAAUAAAUUAUUUAUGAAGUAACUGGAAAACACAAGUUUUGUUAUAGAAUAUAUGAAACACACUAUCACAGCUACACGUUGCUGUCCCAUGCAUCAUGCAUCAAAAAGAUCUUUCUGGUAGAUCCCAAUUUAUUGGAUAUGACACAAGCUGGUUCUAAUUGGCACGGUA
Populus euphratica (Euphrates poplar) is the source of this 1401-nucleotide messenger RNA. Its product is annotated as 4-diphosphocytidyl-2-C-methyl-D-erythritol kinase, chloroplastic/chromoplastic-like. The record is from RefSeq and is a predicted model, not a curated record. Gene Ontology annotation, molecular function: ATP binding; 4-(cytidine 5'-diphospho)-2-C-methyl-D-erythritol kinase activity. NCBI's taxonomy places the organism in Eukaryota, Viridiplantae, Streptophyta, Magnoliopsida, Malpighiales, Salicaceae. The transcript is spliced from 8 exons. Gene Ontology annotation, cellular component: chloroplast. Bases 174 to 1163 code for a protein of 329 amino acids. Gene Ontology annotation, biological process: terpenoid biosynthetic process.